Molecule: messenger RNA, 1161 nt
Organism: Eubalaena glacialis (North Atlantic right whale)
Lineage: Eukaryota; Metazoa; Chordata; Mammalia; Artiodactyla; Balaenidae
Gene: GAL3ST2
Product: galactose-3-O-sulfotransferase 2
Biological process (GO): glycoprotein biosynthetic process; glycolipid biosynthetic process
Cellular component (GO): membrane
Molecular function (GO): galactosylceramide sulfotransferase activity
Source: RefSeq, a predicted model, not a curated record
AUGGGGAGGUGCUUCUGGGCCAUCCUCCUCCUGGCCCUGACGGUGUUCCUGCUGGCUGGCUUCCUCCACGUGGACGUCGGGCUGCUCGUGCUCCCCCUAGGGGGCCAGGAUGAGGGGCCCCCCGUGACCAACGUCAUGUUCCUCAAGACGCACAAGACGGCCAGCAGCACCGUGCUCAACACCCUCUUCCGCUUCGACGAGACGCACAACCUGGCGGCGGCGCUGCCGGCCGGCGGCCGCUUCUACCUGGGCUACCCCUGGCUCUUCCUGGCGCGCUACGUGGAGGGAGUUGAGCAGGGCAGCCCCGAGCGGCGCUUCAACAUCAUGUGCGACCACCUGAGGUUCAACCGGCUGGGGGCGGGGCUCCCGGGGGUGCAGAAAGUCAUGCCCAGCGACACCUACUUUUCCAUCCUCAGAAACCCCGUCUUCCAGCUGGAGUCCUCCUUCAUCUACUACAAGGGCUACGUCCCCGCCUUCAGGGGCGUCGCCAGCCCGGAAGACUUCCUGGCGUCGUCGCGGACCUACUACAACCCGAGCCUGGGCUUGCGCCACGCCUACGCCCGGAACAGCAUGUGGUUCGACGUUGGCUUCGACCACGACGUGCCGCCCGAGGAGGGCUACGUGCGCGCGCGCCUGGCCGGCGUGGAGCCGCGCUUCCCGCCGGCGCUCAUCGCGGAGCACUUCGGCGAGUCCACGGUGCUGCCGAGGCAUUUGCUGCGCUGGCGGCUGGACGACGUGGUCGCCUGCAGGCUCAAUUUGCGCAGCCCGCGCAGCGUCGCCAGCCUGACGACCGCGGGCCAGGAGCGCGCUAAGCGCUGGCGCGCCCUGCACUGGCGCCUCUAACAGCACUUCGACCGCACCUUCUGGGCCCGGCUGCGCGCAGACGGGCUGGCGGCCCUGAGCUUGCAGGAUGGCGCGCCCAAGGGCAAGUCGCAGGUCACCGACCGCCGGCUGCGCCCCUGCCAAUCCGGCAGGGCCGACAUCCUGGGCUACAACCUCAGGCCGGGCCUAGACAACCAAACGCUGCACAUGUGUCAGAGGAUGGUCAUGCCCGAGCUCCAGUACAUGGCCUGCCUGUACACCCUGCAGUUCCCCGACAAGCCCCCCAAGAACGUCCACGUCCUGGAGGCCUGGAGGGAUGGCGCCGGGGACUCUGUCUAG